This is a messenger RNA of Pleurotus ostreatus (oyster mushroom), 1131 nucleotides long. RefSeq lists its product as uncharacterized. The transcript is spliced from 7 exons. NCBI's taxonomy places the organism in Eukaryota, Fungi, Basidiomycota, Agaricomycetes, Agaricales, Pleurotaceae. The coding region runs from base 1 to 1131 and encodes 376 amino acids. The record is from RefSeq and is a predicted model, not a curated record.
AUGUCAUUAUUCGCUCCUGCUCCCCCUCCUCCAACAAAGCUUGGUCGCUACAGGCUGCUGUCUCCGAAUGCAGGAAUUCGCGUCUCGCCCCUGCAGCUUGGUGCGAUGAGCAUCGGAGACAAGUGGGACUCGGUUGGCAUGGGUUCCAUGACCAAGGAACAGAGUUUCAAAUUGCUCAACGCGUACUUUGACGCUGGAGGUAACUUCAUCGACACCGCCAAUAAUUACCAGGAUGAGACGUCAGAACAGUUCAUCGGUGAGUGGGUGGAACAGAGAGGGAUACGCAACCAGUUGGUUAUCUCGACCAAGCGAGCAGACCCUAACGUCACCAUUGGCGUAAACUAUCUCGGUAACAACGUCAAAAGCAUGUCCGUCAGUUUGGACGACAGUUUGAAGAAGCUCCGCACGACAUACGUUGACAUCUUCUACGUCCACUGGUGGGAUUACGACACCUCCAUUCCUGAGUUGAUGAACGGACUCCAUAACCUCGUCACCCAAGGAAAGGUUCUGUACUUGGGAGCAUCCGAUACCCCAGCAUGGGUCGUCGCCAAAGCAAACCAAUAUGCUCGUGACCAUGGAAAGACGCCAUUCUCGAUCUACCAAGGUGCAUGGAAUGUCAUGGACCGAAGCUUUGAGCGCGACAUCAUCCCCAUGGCUCGUGACGAAGGCCUUGCAUUGGCCCCUUGGAACGUCUUGGGUGGUGGCAAACUUCGCACUGACGAAGAAGAGAAGCGCAGGCUGGAAUCUGGAGAAAAGGGACGAACCUUCGCAAGCCCUGAGUGGCUGCGAAAUGACACCGAAGUUAAGGUGUCCCGUGCAUUGGAAAAGGUCGCGAAAGAAGUCGGUGCUAAGCAAAUCACUGCUGUUGCAAUUGCAUACCUGCUACAGAAGGCGCCAUUUGUUUUCCCUAUCGUUGGAGGUCGUAAAGUAGAACACCUUCUAGGAAACCUCGAGGCCCUUGAUAUUACCCUCAGCAAGGAGCAAAUUGCCUACCUCGAGAGCAUCGUCCCCGUCGAUCCAGGCUUCCCUAACUUCCUGAUCGGUGAUGGUACCACAUAUGGCCCAAUGUUCACGAGCGCAGCUUAUGUAGAGAAACGACCUCUCCGUGAGCCCGUCAAGCCUUCCCCGUAG